Messenger RNA from Melanotaenia boesemani (Boeseman's rainbowfish), 3445 nucleotides. It is a transcript of the gene hycc1, whose product is annotated as family with sequence similarity 126 member A. The record is from RefSeq and is a predicted model, not a curated record. The transcript is spliced from 11 exons. Gene Ontology annotation, cellular component: plasma membrane. Gene Ontology annotation, biological process: protein localization to plasma membrane; phosphatidylinositol phosphate biosynthetic process. Lineage: Eukaryota; Metazoa; Chordata; Actinopteri; Atheriniformes; Melanotaeniidae. Bases 197 to 1702 code for a protein of 501 amino acids.
CUGCUGUUUGGUGGUAGUCUGAGUGGAGAAAGUAAUGAUGAUGGAAGGAGCUGAUUGUGUUGAAUUAUUGGGGAGGUUUAUGGAGUAGCCAGGUAAUAGUCGUUUACUCGUCUCGUUGGAACGAUAGAGGACGGUGAUACCAGGAUAUUGACAGAUAGCAUGCCGGUAGAUGUGACUCCACUGCAGAUGAGGGAACAUGUUGGCUAUGGACCAAGGAGUGGUGGAAGAAUGGCUGUCAGAAUUUAAGACCCUGCCUGACAGUGCUGUCUCCACCUAUGCUAAGUCAUUAAAAGACAAAGGUGCCCUGGUCCCCGCGCUCUACAAGGUCAUCCGAGAGAACUACAGCGAUUUGCUGGAGCCAGUGUGUCACCAGUUGUUUGAAUUUUACCGGAGUGGUCUGCCGCAGCUGCAGCGUUUCACGCUACAGUUCCUGCCAGAGCUCCUGUGGAGCCUCCUGUCAGUCAGUGCUGCCAGAGACCCCCACACCUCCGGCUGCAUUGAAGCCCUGCUGCUGGGCAUUUACAACCUGGAAAUAGUUGAUAAAGAUGGACAAAGUAAAGUGUUAUCUUUCACUGUCCCCUCCUUAUCCAAACCUUCAGUGUACCAUGAGCCUUCAGCUAUUGGCUCCAUGGCACUUACGGAAGGAGCUCUAGCCAAUCACGGGUUGAGCAGGGUGGUGUACAGCGGGCCACACCUCCAGAGAGAAACCUUUACAGCACAGAACAGAUUCGAGGUGCUGACCUUCCUGCUGCUGUGCUACAAUGCUGCUCUCAGCUACAUGACCUCCACCUCCCUACAGUCCCUCUGCCAACUAAGCUCCAGAGUUUGUAUAUGCGGUUACCCACGGCAACAGAUGCGGCGCUACAAAGGCAUUAGUACACGGCUGACGGUCACAUCAGAAUUUCUGGUUCAGCUCAUCACAGGGAUCCACUAUGCUCUGUGUAAUGGUGAAGUUGAACUGGGAUCCAAAGCACUGGAUGACGUUCUGUAUCGAGCCCAGCUAGAGUUGUUCCCUGAAGCUCUAUUGGUGGGUAAUGCCAUCAAGUCAUCACUACAUGGUGCAGCACUAAAGAGUAAUAACAAGGAGGGUGCACGGAGUAUCCAGGUGGAGAUCACACCCACCUCCUCCAGGAUAUCCCGAAACGCCGUCACCUCCCUCUCUAUACGUGGACACCGAUGGAAGAGACACGACGCAGUGGAUUUGGGUUCCCCGGAUGAGCUGAUGGAUAUCUCAGAAGUGGAUGAAGGGGUUUGGCCUAGUGGGUCGGGUCCUGAAAUGACCCCACCUUCCAUAACGAUUAGCAACAGCAUCACAACCUUGAACCUGGGGGCCAAGGCAAUGAAGAAGUGUCGGCUUGGUGGGCGCAGCAGCAAGGACAAGGAGGCGGGGCCUUUAACAACGGGCCGGGCCGCCAGCGAGAGCGCAGAGCUGUCCGUCAAGCGACUAACGCUCACUUCUAGCCAGUCGGUGCCCAGAGCGGGCGCGCUCACCAGCCUGACGCGUACUGCUAGCGCCGUCUUCUCUCGCUCCUUUGAGCAGGUGGGCUGUGGCAGCGCCCCUCCUGCCAGCAACCACACAGCCUCUGAAGCAGGGCGCUAUUCCUGCAGCCUGCAGGAGGAGGGGAUGGGAUACCUGAGUACUGCUCCAAACCACACGCAGCGCUCUCCCAGCAUUAGUGUACAUCUCGGCUCUGACCUUUAAACCUUUAUAACUCACUGUAUGGACCCUCAUCUCUGAUCCUGUGAUCCCGUGACCCUGUACCUGUGAUCUGGAACUCCAAGCCAUGCCAACUGCAAUGGACAAUGCGAACAAACACUCCCAUUGUUUUUUCAUCACUCCAUUUUUAAUGUCUUUUGAUUCUUUGUGCUAAAAAGUGGCCUGCUCCCCUGGUUUGUUCAAGCAUCCAAAGCAGCUCAGCUCCCUCUGCUCCUCUCCCCCUGCAGAGUAUCCUCUCAGUCUGUUGGAGGCAGGAUGUCAGAGAUACAACUUCCAGCAUCACUGAUUUUAGAAACUAUGGCAGGACAGAACUGUGUAACCCUGUGGAUCAGCCUGCCACAAAAGGAUGCACUUCAAAUGAUCACUAAAAAUAAACUUUGGAAAAUACAUCUCGAUAAUUUAACUGGCAUUUGUUGCCCUGCAUGGCUUUUCCAUAAAUCCAUCCUUACUUCGCCCUGGUGUCUAAGGGCAGGUGGACUGUACGUGUGAGCAUGUCUGGGGGUCUGUGUGUGUGUGUGUGUGUGUGUGUGUGUGUGUGAGAGAGAGAGAGAGAGAGAGUGUGAGUGAGUGUGACCAAAUGGUUUUUAGACAAAAGGCUGCUGAUUGAUACAGUGAACAAGGUGAUUUGCAUCGUUGGAUCAAGUGUUUCUAUGACUUUUUUAAAUAAUAGUAAAUCCCUUCCCAUAGCAAUACGAAACUAUCUAAUUCAGUAUUUUCUCAUUUUUUGGGUUGAUCGCCCAAACCACUGUCUACAAUUAGAAGCACACUUCUUAAAAGUAAGUUCUUAUUCUUCCUAGAAAAGAAAUCACUGAAUAAUCAACCAGUGUAAAAAGAAUCUGGUCUGUAUGUUUACAAUCGCACAGUAUUCUCAUCAUGACAGAGAAGCAAUACUUUCAACACGCUCCUCGAGCGUCUUCCGUAUUUGUCUUAUAUUUGAUGGCAGAAUUUAAAUUCCAGCUACCUAAAAAUAGCAAGGAUGAUUUACAUAUUUUGAGAAAGGUGGUUGUGUAUGAUUAGUUAAGUAUUGAAUUUUGCACACGGAAAAGCAAACGAGUUGUUUUUAAAUGGUAUUUUGUUAUAACAAAUUUGACUCAUUGUAUUUUUUGAGAGAAUUGUGCUGUGUUGCUCCAUGAAGAUUCUUGCUUGGCUUUUAUAUGUUGCCACCUCAGCAACUGUCUAAAGCCACAUACCUUUAAUAAACUUGCACCAGUUUAUUAAAAUAAUUUUAAAAGCUUUCAGUGUCGCCUCAGCUAGACCCAAACUGUAACUAAAUCAUUUGUUGUGCAGCAGUGGGAGCACGUCUGGGGCAACAAGGCAUCUCCCAUUUUCUAAUCAACCCACCAUUCCAGAUGUUUGUGGUACUUCUGUGAUGUGUUUUCUGCCUCCCUUCUUGCCGUUGAUUACAUCAUCAUGCUGCAAGACAUGAUCUGAUACCAAGAAAGUAAUAAAACUCUAACCAUCUGCAACAUCUGAUGUCCUUAAUCAAGCAUUCAUGCUGGUCCACCCCUGAAACAAAUUUUUAUUCUGUUGUCUGUGUACUUUAGCUGAGUGUUUGUAGCUUGGUGGGACAAAACCAAUCAUGUUUCUUUGUAUGUGGGUUUAUAGUAAAUGGCUAAGCUGUUGUUGUACAUCAUACUCUGUUAUACUAAAGUUGGUUAUAUUGGCCUUCCUUUGUCUGAAAAUAACUCACUGCUACAAUGUCUGGGAAUAAAGUGUUUCUAUAUUUCA